CCUCUCAUCGAUAUCUUCUCUCAGCCUCACUGUGCGCCAUCCUAAAUUUGGUACAAAACUAAAAACCCUCGUCCUCGCGGACACUCCUUAUACGUCGACUCUUUCGACUAACACCUCUGCCAACCAUCUCGUUUUUGGUUUCUGAUAAUCAUGGGAACAAAGAGCAAUCGACAUGCAUUCUUCAAGUUCUUCUCACCCGAAACUUGUGCAAAUCAAUUGGAAAUUCCUUCAGCCUUUAUUCUAUCCAUCCAAGGAGCUUUACCAAAUAAUGCAAUCCUUAGAGAUAAGUACAGUAAUUCAUGGCACGUGAAUGUGGCAAAAGUUGGGGAUACAUUCUACUUAAAAGAUGGUUGGGCAAAAUUUGUUGGAGAUAAUUUUAUUAAUAGAGGGGACAUGUUAGUUUUCGAAUGCUAUGGUAAAGGCUUGUUUAGUACCAAAAUUUAUGACUCAUCUGGAUGUGAAAAGAAAGGAGUUGGAGCUUUUCGGGCCACUAAUGAGGAGACGAAGGCGGUGAUGGAAGAGGAUAAGGAGGACGAAGGGGACGACGAAGAGCAAGAAGGGACGACGAAGGAUUCAGACGAGAAAGAGGAAGAAGAGGGCAAAGACGAGGAUGAAACUAAUGAUAACGAUGACAAUUAUAUAGUGGUGAGUGAAACAGAUGAUGAAGGAGAGGAAGAGAUUCGUACUAGUAACGUCCACGCUCCGAUCGGGAAACAUGGGACUAGUUCCAACACUAGUGAAAAACAAAGUCGAUGUAGGAGGGUUCCUGAUAUAUAUGGCGCAGAGAUUUUCCGAACUGGAUUGGCAACAUAUCCCAAACAUCCUUAUUUUAUAACCAAAAUUAAUCCGGGACGUAAGGGUGAACUGUAUAUCCCCAUGGACUUGAUCAAAGUUCAGAACCUCAAUCUUCCCAAGGAGAUUUUGCUUCUUGAUCCAAGUGGGAGGAAGUGGAGCGCAAGGCUGAAGCAAUGGAGAGAUGGACGAACAUACUAUAGGGGGGGAUGGAGAAGACUUUGCAAAACGAACUUGAUUGGAGACGACGACCUAUGCAUCUGCGAGUUCAUAAAAAGAGGCGAACGACUUUGUUUAAACAUUAGUUUUGUUCGUGCCAAUCGGGACUAAAGCUACACUUCAAAACGAUCAACAAAGAUCGAUGUUGGUGAAUUGUGUUUGUAUGCAACAAUUUCCACAUCAAAAAGUUGAGAAGUGUACACUUUGUCUUUGUUAAUUUGGUGAAGUAUGCAGAGCAACAUUGGAAAGGUUAAUGGUGAAGAUCAUCUGCAGACUAAUGCUUUUGUAUGGGAAAAUCGCAUUAAUGUUUUGUGCCAUUUGUUAAGGUAUUUUUCUCUA
Messenger RNA from Sesamum indicum (sesame), 1350 nucleotides. RefSeq names its product putative B3 domain-containing protein At5g66980. Gene Ontology annotation, molecular function: DNA binding. The record is from RefSeq and is a predicted model, not a curated record. NCBI's taxonomy places the organism in Eukaryota, Viridiplantae, Streptophyta, Magnoliopsida, Lamiales, Pedaliaceae.